AUGGUCUCUGAGCUAAUCGGCAUUCCAGUUCCCAGCCGAGUUGGCUCGCUCCCAAGUUCCGUUCCUGAAGCAAUAUCUGGCUUUCGGUUUCCAGCUGCAGAAGGCACAGGCACACGCUGGGCAACGGAGCUGGUCCUCCGUAGAGACUCAUCUUCAACUACCAAAGUUUCCAUCGUUCCUGGUUCAGAGAGCAAUGUGCCGAAGCUCGUUGAGCCACUUUUCGAAAAGUUCAAAGCGGCUACGGGCCUAGAUGCGAUUUCGGGUAUCAUUGAGGAAGCGCAGAAUGCGCUCAAAACUGCCUCUAACGGGACAUCCAGGGCUUACUACGAUGACGUCCUACGCAUCGAAGUACGCGGACCCAAUCAGCCACAUUUAACGCUGAUCGACUUGCCGGGUAUCAUCUAUGCACAUGGUGACAAGAGGAGAGACCCGACAUUCAAGGAUAUCCUAUUGCAGCUUCUUGACAUAUACCUCAAGAAUGAGCGCGCCAUUAUCAUGGCAGUAAUCCACGGCAACUUAGACCCGGAGUUGAAUUUGAUCCUCGACGUGAUUAAGGAAUAUGAUCCGAAAGGUUCCAGAACCCUCGGCGUCGUUACAAAGCCAGACUUGAACCCUGGGCCUGAGAUGGAGGACAGAGUUUUCAAGAUCCUCGCGAAUGAAGAUCCUCUCUGCAUUUUCGGCGAGACCGACUUCUUCAGCCAAGAUCGAUGGGUGGAUCUGGAUGAGAACCCCAAGGGUGUCAAGUCAUUGAGGACGCGAUUGAGUAAGGCUAUCCGCGAUGCCGUUAGCGCAGCAUUGCCAGAGCUCAUGACCCAAAUCGACCGGGGCAGCGUAACGUGCGAAGAGCUUCGAGAACUUGGUGGUGAAGGCCAAAAUCGAGAUAAGCGACGGAUUCGUGCCCAGAUUUUUCACCAGAACCAAGCGUUUGAGAACCACAUGUUGACUCAAGGGAAGAGAAUGCGAAUCGUCGAAGUGCUACCUGAAGGCCAUCCUGCCAAUUGGACUCUUUGGGCUCAAGAAGUAGCACGCGUUCAGACUCUGGAGGCUGCCAAUGCUGGGAUUAACCUGCCAGGCUUCCCAAACGCCGCUCUGAUUACGGAUCUCUACCAAGCUGAGGUGCAGAAAUGGCCGAACAUUGUCAACAUUCAACAGAAUGAAGCGUGGCUAUAUGUGCAACAAUUCUUCGACCAAGCUCUUGUGUACUUGACAGACAAGCGUGUUGCGGGUCUAGUGAUGGAAGAAAUCAUUGGACCUGCAUUGGAGGCAAGGAAGCAAGAGUUGGAUCGGAUAUGUAGAAUGCUUUUGAAGCCGCACAUCAGCGGAAUUCCCAUGACCUGCGCCCCGGAAUAUCUCAACAAGCUAGCAGCACUAAAAUCUAACAGACCCACGUCGCAGUCUUCCCCCACGAUUUUUAUUGACAAUAUAAUCGUGCUCGGAAUCGAGAACUGUUUGCUUGAAGGUCUCGAGGAUAUCCUUUCUGCCGAAAUGGUGGCUACCAUGUCCACCGAAGAUUGCAAUCGUCUUGUUGGAGAAACCGAGACUCUAGAGAAGAUAAAGAGACAGCAGGACAAAUUGGAGACAUGUAGAAGCUGCAACAAGACCUUGCGAAGGUUUAAGACAAGUGGGGGUUCAUUCCCAACUGUGAACGUCGAGUCAACUCAAUCGCAGAAAGCAGAUGAACGCAGCUCGCAUCUAGCAGCUCGGCCCACCACUCCACAAACACAGGCCAUGGGUCCUGCGAGUUCUCUGGAAAUCCUUAGCAGCGAUCAAUCUUCGAACUAUGCGUUCUCCGGUGCAUCGAGAGAAGCAAGCCCAGCUGGUACCUCAGUGGCAAGUCAAUCGCCAGCCACAACGGGCCUUUACGAAUCAAGGGAAAUUGACAACGUCGAAAAGUCGAGCCAAUAA
This is a messenger RNA of Eremomyces bilateralis CBS 781.70, 1905 nucleotides long. RefSeq lists its product as uncharacterized. The record is from RefSeq and is a predicted model, not a curated record. Bases 1 to 1905 code for a protein of 634 amino acids. Gene Ontology annotation, molecular function: GTPase activity; microtubule binding; GTP binding. NCBI's taxonomy places the organism in Eukaryota, Fungi, Ascomycota, Dothideomycetes, Eremomycetales, Eremomycetaceae. Gene Ontology annotation, cellular component: cytoplasm; microtubule; membrane. The transcript is spliced from 6 exons.